Molecule: messenger RNA, 639 nt
Organism: Geodia barretti
Lineage: Eukaryota; Metazoa; Porifera; Demospongiae; Tetractinellida; Geodiidae
Source: the annotation of a GenBank genome assembly
AUGCCUGAUAAAGAGAAAAAAAAGGGAACGAACAUCUCGCGCCGGAGCUUCUUAAAAGGCGUAGGCACCGGCACCGUUGCCGCAACCGUCGCCCCAAGCGUCUUAAUCGGUAGCGAGAAAACCGCUGAUGCCCAACAAGUAGGCGACGCUGUUGAGAGCGCAACAAUUCAACUCAAUAUCAACGGGGAACCGUAUCAAGUUGAAGUUGAAGCACGCACAACCCUCUUGACCGUUUUACGCGACGGAAGUGAUACCAGCGGGAACAAUGUUGACCUAACCGGUGCCAAACUCAUUUGUGACCGCGGUGAAUGUGGCGGUUGUACCGUCAUGGUAGAUGGGAAAACGGUCUACGCCUGCAUGAUGCUUGCAAUGGAUGCCCAAGACAAGCAAAUAACGACUGUUGAAGGGAUAGCCGAUGGCGACGAUCUGCACCCUGUCCAGGAAGCAUUCAUCCAGCACGACGCGCUCAUGUGCGGAUUCUGCACACCCGGUUUCAUCGUCUCAUCUACAGCACUGUUGAGUGAAAACACAAAACCGACGCUUGAAGAAAUUAAAGUCGGUUUGUCCGGCAACACGUGUCGCUGUGGGCACCUAUCCGUUCAUCUUGAUGCUGUCAAGACUGCAUCCAAGAAGAUGUAA